AUGAGUUCUGCCGACGCCGAUUCGCCUGGUAACAGGGAACGCACUGCCCACUCCGGCAUGCCAUCACAGCCACAGGCUGGUGAAGGCGCAUCCCUUUCACUAGCCGAUUUCCAGCUCUUGCUAGGAACCGAUACAGGAAGCACCACAACCCCAAGAAAAUGGUAUUCCUGGCUCCUAUGGUGGAUGCAAACAGAAUAUCGACAACCGCAAGAUGCCAUGGCUUUAUACCCGAAGAUCCUCAGGGAAGAGAAGUCGACAUUGCGACAGCUAUACGCAUUUGAUAUGCUAGUAUAUGCAUGCCUGGUUCUACAGCUAGUAAUUGCCUCAACUCUGGUCAUCCUCUCUGCAGUCAGCGGAGAUCACCAUAUUGUUGUUGCAGUCCUGGGCGCUAUUACUGCACUUAUCACCGGUGUGCUGUCCAUGGUCAAGGGUCUGGGGCAGCCUAUGCGAUUACUUAACUAUGCUGAUAGCCUCAAGAAAGUGCGGGAUGAUAUUGAAUUCUGUGAGAGUGGACUGAAAACAAGAGCCACAGCAGUGACCUACAAGCAGGUUUUAGAUAUCUGGAAUAAGUAUGUUUCUGCGAGGGACAGCCAGAUGACAAACCGUCCAGAUGUAUGGGCUCCUCUGGAGAGGGAUACCAGGACCGCUUAA
Messenger RNA from Aspergillus pseudoviridinutans, 651 nucleotides. RefSeq lists its product as uncharacterized. NCBI's taxonomy places the organism in Eukaryota, Fungi, Ascomycota, Eurotiomycetes, Eurotiales, Aspergillaceae. The transcript has a single exon. The coding region runs from base 1 to 651 and encodes 216 amino acids. The record is from RefSeq and is a predicted model, not a curated record.